CCUGCUAUAUAUACGCAGUUACACGCGCGCGUGUCUCCCCCAUCCUCUAUCAACUCGUCCAUUUGGUCGCUUCUCGCCGAAGAAUCGUUGUUUUGCUACUGCGAAGAAGGAAGCAUUAGAAGUGCUCUCGUGCUUUGGAGCUGCUUCACGGAGCGCUUAGCCCCAACCCUAACCCUAAACUCUGGUCAAAUUUCUCCCGUCGGUCUCCAGCUUUCUCUCUCGCAACCGUCCUUCGGUUUAAGCCUCCCUCGCGAAACUGAUGGCGACCAAACCACUCACCCAUGAAGAGAUCGCCAAUACAGAGAAGAAACUGGACAUGCCCUUAGAUGACAUCAUUAAAAUGUCAAAGACUUCUACUGCAAAGCCAAACAAGCAACGCAGGGCUCCGAACAAAAACCAGAGGAUGUUUAACAAUUCUGCUCAAGAAAAAGCCUUGAAGGUGCAGAAAUAUAUGGCCUCUAGGCCGUUUGUUCGACAGGGGGCUUUAGCUCAGAGGAGGUCAAAUUUCCAGGGUAACCAUUUUCCUAUAGCAAAAGAUAUUGCACAAAAGGCUGCAGUUGCUCCCCUUCGUAAUAGACCGUUCGAGCGUAAUUUGAUGUCCAAUCCAAACAAAGCAAGGGAGGGGUCUUUCAUGGUAAGGAGGGGUGAAAAUGGUGCUUUCACUGCAAAGCCACCUCAAAGCCAACAGCAGCAUGGGAAUGGAGGCAUGAAGCAGAGGCCACAGACUCUGGAUGCUAUGUUUGCUAAUAUGAAGGAGCAAAGGAUGAGGGCCUUGGUGCAGCAGAACAAUGCUGUGCGACAUAACAAUGGCGUGCAGCAGCAGAACAAUGCUGUAAGACAUAACAAUGGUGCGCGUGCGCGGCAGAACAGUGGCGUACGACAGAACAAUAACAAUUGGGGACAACGGAAUCGGAACACCAGCAGAAUAGGGGUUCCAUGGGCAAGGAAUCAUUUUUCUUGAGCCAGUCAGCGCUAUUGAAGGAACCCAUCACAACGUUGAGGUGUUCCAUUCUAGUUCUUUUGUACAUGGUUUUCUGACUUUCUCCCCUAUUGACUUGAAUGCUGCGGGAAGUAGAUGAUAAUGCUGUUGUUAGCUGUUUGGUUUGUACUUCUGUCGUCAGGUUCUGUUUUCCAUUUGCUUGUAAACCAUACUCUUUUCUUCUCAGUCCUCUCUAUUCAUUCGAGCUGGAGAUUUGUCAGUUUAGUCCAUUUUUUCGGCAGUUGAAAGGCCUUUUCCGAAUUCAUACAUCCAUAUUAUGCAUGUAUAUU
Molecule: messenger RNA, 1269 nt
Organism: Linum tenue
Lineage: Eukaryota; Viridiplantae; Streptophyta; Magnoliopsida; Malpighiales; Linaceae
Source: the annotation of a GenBank genome assembly